AUGGCCUUGGCCAAAGGUAAAAGAGACAUGUCUCUUCCGCAACUCCCGCCGGCUGCCUACCAGGAGGAAACAUCUUCGUCGAUUAUUCCUCGUGAUCAGUUCACCAGAAAGAGGAUCAAGGAUCUUCAUAACUACAUCACCCAGGAAUUGAAGAAACGAGGCACAAAAACGCCCCAUGUUUUCCUUCCCUUCCGUCUGAGAGUGGACGAUACAAAGCUUGAAAGGUUCCUUAGUACAAUAUUUCCAAAUGGCCAGAUGAUUGACACGCUGAAGGAAGCAGAAACAAAGCGUCUUUUGGCUUCUUUUGACGAGUUCACCCUCAUAUGUGGCCUCAAGUACCUUUGGUGCAGACUACCGAACCUGGAAAUUAUAGGAUGGGAGAAUUAUUUGCAUUUUAAGAGACUUGAGAGGGAGCAUGGAUACCCCAAGGAUGCUUUUCUCAAACUUAUGCCAAAAUGUGUAUCUACAAGGGCACACGCAUCGAUUGUUUACGACUUCCUUGAUCUACUUGUCAGCAUCGCGUCUUAUUCACAGUAUAACUACUUGAGUGGUCGCAAGAUCUCCAAGAUGGCAUCCAUGUGGGCCUUCAAUAGCAUGGGAAAUUCCAAGCUGGCCUUCUACGAUGCUACAGCGUUCAAAGAGAACUCGUUCGUGAGCGGUUUGGAGUCAUGGAAGAAAACCUGCCUUGGCCUUUUCCAUCUUUUCUUAGCAUUUUUGCGAGCCAUGAUGCCUGAUAAUGAGGAUCAGUUGUUCAAAGGCCCAAAGUCUUUGCAAUCGCUACUCAGUACGAAUUCUUACCCUCCACCGGAGAACCUGGACUCGAUCAAGUCUGUCAUCACCAUCCCUUGUGUUCAUGUUAAGUCUACACGCCGCAGUUCUGAUCCAUAUGCAUUGAUUACCAAAAUACGACAGAACCUCAAAUUCGAUAGGAAAGACGAAUUCGUUUCUGUCGAGAACUAUACUAUCCUUAAGAACAUUUUUUUGAAGGACUCUACGAAUGAGAUCGUUUCCACUCUUACCGAUGAAUCCCGCCGAAUUCUUUCACGCAUCAGUGAUAAUCCAAUUCCUUCCAAUUAUGACUUAUACCCUGGUUGGACCCGCGAUGGACCACCUCAAGAUCCUGAUAUUCCAUUAUAUUCUGAUAUUUCCAUCACUAAUGUUACCCUUCAAGAUUACUACAUUUGGACUUGGCUUUCGUCUUUGGCCUCUGAUCAAAGCACUUACUCCAAGGGUUUAUUUGGACGAUCAAUUGUCGUUGAAGCCGGCUUACGCGGAUUUCAAAAGUGGUUGAUUUUAACUGAGACCACGAUGCAUCCUGAUGAUUAUAUUGCUCGAGUUAAGGGAGCACAAGAACGUAAGCGUUCUAAAUCACCAUUGAAGGACCUUCCACCUCCUCCGGGUUCGGCUGGUGCUCCCGCACCACCUCCAGUUUCCAAGAACGGCUUACUUCCAGAGGUUUCUUUCCAGGAAGAACCUUUCGGUAUGGAGCAAUACACCGGUGAAGAGCAUGGUGGAAUUCAAGGUGAGCCAUACCAAGGAAGAAUUGGCCAGCCUAAAGGUGGAAAUGAUUACAUCGAAUAUAUGAAAGGGUUGGAUGACGAAGAUCAUUUGGCACAAGAUUUCCAUGACCAGAUGAAUAUGAACAAGGCUUCGAACGGUCGCCAAAGACCAAGGCCGCCGCCACUAGAAUUGCUGCAGCAGGAGCAGCCUUUGAAUGUUCCUAGAACUCAUAAAAAGCUGAAAGAGAAGCAUGCUAACGGCUCUGGAAAUGCAAUGAUGCCAGAUUACAACAACGGUUUUUCUAGGGAAGACUAUCCCCAGGAGGCUCUCCAGUAUGCUGCUGCCAAUCAAUCACAAGAGUUCAAAGAACCUUACGAAUCUUAUAAGACUCCCUAUGACUACCAAGAACAGCAACAAUCGAUGGAGCCAUUCGACAACUACCAUGUUCCAAAUUCCAUUGUUCCACCAAAGCCGGAUUCCAAUCCACAAGAGAGCCACCGCAAUGGAAGCCCCUCCCGCAAGCAUCAACAGCUUCCACCUGCCCCUGUUGAACAGCCCUACCACGAAGAGGCUUAUGGGACUCAGCAUCCGCCUGCCUAUGCGAACGAGCCACCUAUGCCCGUUCCAAAUGAUCCGUAUCUGAUGCCUACUAGCCGAUCUGAAAAGGGCCUUCCUCAGCAACCUCAGCAGUUUCCUCAAGACAGCUAUCAAGCUCCGCAGUACCAGCAAUACCAGCAAGAGCCAGCACCUCCUCCAGAAGGGUACAAUGUUAAUUCACAGGUGCCGAUGGGAGACGAAGCAGCCGUUCCACAGAAGCCUAAGAAGAAAAAGAAGAAGAAGAAGUCGAAGCAUAGAGACGAAUUGGGAGGCAUCCCAGUGGAUCAAUUGCCUGAUGGUCCUCCACCGCCUUUGCCUGCUGAUUAUGCUCAGGACCAAUACCAGCAUACCGAAUAUGACCAAUCUCCGCAGGUGACUUACAAUAGUUAUGAUCAACACGGUAUGGAUGGUCCAAGAGCUUCUUCCCCAGCAGUUCCUGAGAAGCCCAAGUCUUCUAAGGCUGUACCUAGGCAUAUUCAGCAUCCUCGAGCCACAGGUAAUCCGGAACAGGCGAAGCCUCAUGAACACCCAUUACAGCAGAACUUCCAAGACCAGAAUGUAUUGCAAGACCCUUCUAAGAAGUCUGCAUUACCGCUGGGUGUAUCGCAUCAUCAUGAUAUGGACAAUGUUGGCAACCGCUCUCCUGGAAAGUUGCAUAGUCGUACACAUGAAGCUUACACUGGAAGCCCUCCAAAGGCUGGUACGCAUAGUUACAUGAUGCCUCGGACUGCGUCGCCACCUAAGGACCAUUAUUCUACUGAUGACCAGAUGAAAUUAGAUUUGAAGGCCCCUACUGGCCACAAUAUGCCUCCUGAACCAUCUCCAACUUAUUCGAAUGGAAGCUAUAAUACUGCUCAUUCGCAGCUGUCGGUCUCUCAAAUCCCGGUUGAGUCUUCUGAUCCAUACUCGCAGAAACUGGCGUCACAUUUGCCACCAACACAGAGAUUACAACCGCAAGGUUCGGUGCCUCUUGAUCAACAUGGUAAUCCGCAGUCACCAUCUGGAAGAGGCCCUUCACCAUCUUCAGCAUAUACGUCUCAGUCGCAACCCAAAUCUCAACACAGUGGUGGCCAUGCUCCUCCUCAUGCCCAUCCACAGGCUCAAAUGCCUCCUAGUGGGCAGACAUACCCAACUCCACAUAUGCCUCCUCAGCAGGGCCGUAUGAUGUCGCCUCCUCAAAGCCAGUAUUCAUCUCCACAAGGUCAGCAUAUGCCUCCAGCUCAACACAUGCCUCCAGCGCAACAAAUGCCUCCAAGAAUGCCGUCUCAUCAACAUCUUCCACAACAGAUGCCCCAGCAGCAGCAACAGAUGCCGAUGAUGCCUCAACAACAGAUGAUGCCACCAGGACAGCCUUACUACUACCCGCCACCACAAGGAUACUAUCCUCCACCUCAAGGAUAUGGUUAUCCUCCCCAGCCGAUGUAUUACCCUCCUCCACCACAAGGAUACUACGGGCAUCCUCCUCCCCCACAGCAGCACAAGCCAAAGCCAAAGCCAACAACUAGUGAGCUUACGAUGAUGGGUAUGCCUUCAGUUGGAAUGAAACAUGGAAAGAAUAAACCACAGAAGGCUAACUUGAGAGCUGCAUUAAACAAAGGAGAAUUUGGAAUAUAA
Candidozyma haemuli is the source of this 3711-nucleotide messenger RNA. It is a transcript of the gene MSB1, whose product is annotated as Msb1p. The transcript has 2 exons. The record is from RefSeq and is a predicted model, not a curated record. NCBI's taxonomy places the organism in Eukaryota, Fungi, Ascomycota, Pichiomycetes, Serinales, Metschnikowiaceae. Gene Ontology annotation, cellular component: cellular bud tip; cellular bud neck. Bases 1 to 3711 code for a protein of 1236 amino acids.